AUGAGUUUAUCAUAUGGAGUUCAUAUGAGCUAUGCUAAAGCUUGGAGGUGUCGAGAGCAUGCAUUGGCUUACAUAAGAGGUACACCAGAAUCAUCAUUUCAGAAACUUCCCUCAUUUCUAUACCUGAUGGAGCAAAAAAAUCCUGGAACUGUUACUCAUUUGCAGAUGGACAAUGAAGGUAUUGCCGGAAGCUGGAACAAUGUCAUUGCUGAGGCACGUGGGUGGCCAAUUACUUGUCUCAUGGAAUUUAUGAGGCACACUUUACAAAAAUGGUUUUUCGAGCGUCGAACUGCAGCAUCAGCGGCUAUAGGUCCUCUUGCCACAGAAGUGGAAGCUGAUUUGCGAAAGUUAGCAGACAAGUCCACUACCUCGUUCCCUUUUCCGUCUAGUCAGUAUGAAAUAACAGUAUUGGAUGGUGAUAUUGAUGGAGAUGUCGACCUGAGCAGGAAAAUAUGUAGUUGUAGAAGAUUUGAUUUGACAGGUCUUCCUUGUGAACAUGCUCUAGCUAGUGCUCGAGAUCGUGGCAUUAGUCCAUAUAGUUUAUGCUCCAGAUUCUACACAGUUGAAGUGUGGUUGUCAUCCUAUGGUGGAUCUGUAUAUACGCUGGGUAAUGAAGAAUCUUGGGUGAUACCAAAUGACAUAGGAAGUAUGAUGAUAGCUCCUCCUUUAGUGAAGCAGAAGGCUGGUCGUCCAAAGAAGAAACGACGUUUAUCAAAGGGUGAGAAGAAUAGCAAACAACAUAGAUGUAGUAGAUGUGGUGUCCUGGGCCAAAAUCGAGUGACGUGCACCACUAUUGGUUCAGUAAUACAACUUUUUGUGUUAAAGUUUGUUGUUUCAGACACACCUAAUUCAUACAUGCACGUAAAGUAUUAG
Molecule: messenger RNA, 873 nt
Organism: Humulus lupulus (European hop)
Lineage: Eukaryota; Viridiplantae; Streptophyta; Magnoliopsida; Rosales; Cannabaceae
Exons: 4
Coding region: 1-873 (290 amino acids)
Molecular function (GO): zinc ion binding
Source: RefSeq, a predicted model, not a curated record